GGCCCAGGUUGUCACCGGGAAUAGGGUCCCCCAGCAGAGCGCGGCCCGGAGCGGCGUGGGUGGAACCGGCAGGGCCGCGCUCUCCCUGCUCCGCGGCGGCGAGAUGAGAGCUGGCCCCGGGCCGGAGGCGGCCGCCGGCUGCGGCGAGAUGGCGGCGGCGGCCGCGGAGCGGGAGCGGCAGGAGCGGCUGCGGGAGGCGGCGGCGCUGGGGGACGCGGAGGAGGUGCGGCGGCUGCUGGAGCUGGGGGUCAGCCCCAACUCCCAGAACGAAGUCAACGGCUGGACUUGCCUGCACUGGGCAUGCAAGCGGAACCAUGCUGCAGUGGUGGCUCACCUGCUGCACGCCGGCGCCGACAAGGAGAUCCUCACCAAGAAGGGAGAGAGGCCAGCCCAGCUGACAUCCAGAAGCGAGAUCAGGAGGAUGCUGGGAGUGGAAGGCGAUGAACUGCCAGCCCUAAAGGAAGAGCCAGAGCUGCCAAUCAUCCCUAAUUACCUGGCCCACCCCCCUUUCCCUUACGUUUAUAACAGCAUGAGUGGCAGCAUUCCAGACCCUGCUGUCAAUGGAAGCAUCUCCCACUUGGACCCACAGGAUGCCAGCUCCUCCUCCCUGCCUGCUGUGCAGCCUGGCACACGUGCAGGACUGCAGCCUGGGGGCAUAGCUGCCCAGGCAGCUGGUGCUGGGGACACACCAUCGCUGCCUAGAGGCUGUGCUGCACCACCACGUGCAAAGCCUGUUCUCCAGACAGGUCCACUUUACCAGGGCUCAGUGUCCUGGAAAAGUCCUCCUUCACCAGCUGCACCAGCCCAGUCCAUACCUCAGCAAGAGAACAGCUCCUGCCUGGGGCCUGUGCCAGCGUUUCAGCCGCUAUUCUUCACAGGAGCUUUUCCACUUAACAUGCAAGAACUGGUGCUUAAGGUCAGAAUACAAAACCCUAAUCUUAGAGAAAAUGACUUCAUUGAGAUUGAGCUGGAUAGGCAAGAGCUGACCUACAAGGAGCUGCUUCGAGUGAGCUGCCGUGAGCUGGGCAUCAAUCCUGAGCACGUCCAGAAGAUCAGGAAGUUACCCAAUACAAUGUUAAGGAAGGACAAGGAUGUGGCAAGGCUGCAGGAUUUCCAGGAGCUGGAGCUUGUUCUGACAGUAAGCGACAGAAGCUUCCUUUUCCGAGCAGCAGCACUUUCUGAGCAGGGUGGCUACAACAAGGCGGCUUCAGAGCUCACAUACUAACUGUUCAGAGACUAACACACAACAUUUGUGUCUCUCAUUUUAAAAUGGCAUUUCACACAGUAUCUGUAAGGGCUAAUGCUGUGAAAACAAAAUCUAUUUUGUUAACCUUGAAAUAAACUGAAGCUGUUCUGCAGUGACAGCAUCUCCUUCACGGAGCAGUAAGGAGCCUGCCCUGGAGGUAGCUGAAUGCCAAGGAGGCACUGGCAGAGCUGGCUGUUAGUGCAACACAUGUCCUUACAAAAGACAAACCUUGGAAC
This is a messenger RNA of Dryobates pubescens (Downy woodpecker), 1482 nucleotides long. RefSeq names its product ankyrin repeat domain 40 (gene ANKRD40). The record is from RefSeq and is a predicted model, not a curated record. Gene Ontology annotation, molecular function: protein binding. The transcript has 5 exons. The coding region runs from base 104 to 1225 and encodes 373 amino acids. NCBI's taxonomy places the organism in Eukaryota, Metazoa, Chordata, Aves, Piciformes, Picidae.